ACGGCUUCCACUUCCCAAGUCUUCCUCUCACCCCUCUUUGGUGCUUCUCGUCGUGGCUGUCCUUGGAUGGCCUAUCUCUUAUCUUGGAAUUGAUGCUUCCCCACGUCUAAUGGAGCUGUUACUGUAACUAUGUCUGUGCUCUGUUGAAUACAGUUCCCGGACAACCCGCACGACAGCUCCACGGUGGGCGAAAAAGAAAAAUUCAGGAAAAAGGGAAAGCCACGAUCCAGGCUCGCCUCCUUUUCAAUUCAAUGAGCUCGCCUUCAGGCCGCUGAAUCCUCAACCGUUCGAUCCUCACAUCGUCUAUCUUCUCCUUGAAACGCCAGCUCGACAGCUAGAGCGGCCGAAGCCCUGCCCAAUUGCAGUGAGAGACCCGGCACUUGCGCUCGGCGAAAUACCUCCCUCUUAGCUUGUCUUCGACCAGCUACGACUUAUUAUACUCAAUUGCAACACCCUCCUCAUGGUAUCCGUCACUAGUGGGGGCCCAGGGCUUGAAAGCCCGACCCUGUCCGACUCGCGAAACGCCGGUCCGGCCUUGUCGUCACGAUCUCCGGAACGCAAUGAACAUCGGAAACCUCAGGUACCAAAGGCAUUGGCUGGGGGCAGUGCGCAAGACAAUUAUAUACAAGGCUUGGAAACUGAAUUCAAAUUAAAGCAUCUAGGUGUGCUUGGUGUGCUAGGGUGGAUAUUGUUUUUGCAUGUUGUCGGGAUAUUCUUCUUUACUAAAGGAUUCCUGCUAACUCGCAUGGUUUUGGAGAACAAGUCAUCCUGCGACUCACUCCCCUUCGACGAGGCAGCGACUGUGAGCAAGAAAGUCGAUGGGUGUUGGCACCAGAAGUCGUUCGAGAAAGCCGUUGUGAUCAUCAUCGAUGCCCUACGCUACGACUUUACGGUACCCUUUGCUCCGAGCGCAAAGGCUGAGUCGGCACAACUGUUCCAUGACCACCUUCCCAUCUUAUAUGAGACAGCUGUCAAUACCCCCGAAAAUGCCUUCCUGCUUCCUUUUAUCGCGGAUCCGCCCACGACGACGCUGCAGAGAUUGAAGGGACUUACGACUGGAACACUUCCCACGUUCAUUGACGCUGGUUCUAACUUUGCCGGUACGGCAAUCGAUGAAGACAAUCUGGUUGCGCAAUUGCGCGCCGCAGGCAAGAACUUGGUUCAGCUUGGGGAUGACACCUGGCACGCACUUUUCCCCGGCUACUUCGAUCCUAAUCUAACUCGUGCGUUUGAUUCAUUUAAUGUCUGGGACUUGCACACCGUUGACAACGGCGUGACUGCAAACCUCCUCCCACUUCUGCAUCCUGAAAAUUCUACGAAAUGGGAUGUCAUCUUCGGUCAUUAUCUCGGUGUCGAUCACGCUGGCCACCGAUAUGGCCCGAACCAUCAAGCUAUGGCCGCAAAGCUCGAUGAGAUGGACCGGGUCAUUCGCGAAAUCAUCGCCAAACUCGAUGACAAAACGCUAUUGGUGGUGAUGGGUGAUCACGGCAUGGACUCCAAGGGAGACCACGGCGGUGAAUCCAAUGAUGAGGUCGAUGCGGCUCUAUGGAUGUACUCAAAAAGGGGCAUCUUCGGCCGCACAAGUGCAGAAACAGCCAAACCUCCCAUGCUCGCUCGCGAUCGCUUUGUCCCUCAGAUCGACCUUGUGCCCACGCUGUCCCUUCUUCUCGGAAUGCCUAUUCCCUUUAACAACCUCGGCUCGCCGAUCGAGGAGGCUUUCAUUGGGCCCAAGGGGAACGAUUGGAAGAACGUGAUGUCUGUGAACCGGUUGACUUCCGCUCAGAUUAAGAGAUAUCAGCGGGAGUACACAGCUUCGCGAGGUGCCGAGGACAGCCACCAAUCCCAGUCCGAGGACCUUUGGAGGGCGGCUGAAAACAGCUGGCAGAAGCUUCCUAGGAUCGGCCGGCCCAGUCAGGCAACUUUGCUUUCCGUUUCCGAGUCUUACAAGGACUAUCAACGAUACACUCUCCAGCUUUGUCGUUCGUUGUGGGCUAAAUUCGAUGUACCGAGCAUGCUCCAAGGUGUUGCGGUCCUUUCUGCCGGCAUUGUCUUGCUGGUGUUUUAUGCACGAAGCCUCAAAGCCGAUCAGACGGACAUUACCAAGUCUCUUCUUACUUCUGUUGGAACAAGCUCUGCUGUCGGUGUCGUCGUUGGUGCCUUUUUGUCGUUCUCGGGCUUUGCGGAGAUGCCAGUAGUCGAAUCAUCCGCUCUGUUGGCCGCCGCGGGAAGCAUAGUUGGCGCUUCAUGGACCAUUCUUGCCGGGUCGGCUGGUGUGUCCCUGCCUCUACCAAUCAGUCUCUGGGGCUGGUUGGCUGUUACCUUCACGCUCACGCAGUCCAUCGGAUUCGCCUCCAACUCCUACACAAUCUGGGAGGAUGAGAUUCUCCUGUUUUUCCUCUCCACCUUCGGUGUUCUUGCGGGCGUAUCCUCGAUGCGACAGAAAUCAACUGCCGACAGGGUUCUGGGCGUCUAUCACUCCAUCCUCUUCGUCAUCCUCGGAAGAAUUGCAUCUUUUUCUCGCUUGUGCCGCGAGGAGCAGAUGCCUUUUUGCCGUUCGACGUAUUACGCAUCUGCCACUUCUUCGACUUCUGCACCCUGGCAGCUCGCUGUACCAUUCCUUGUGGCGCUUAUCCUUCCCACUGUUGUACGGUCAUUUUAUGCCGGAUCCAAGUCUUACGAAGGCGCCGCUACUCUCUGGAUUGGUUUAGGGUUCCGACUGGGACUCUUCAUAACUUCCGUCUUCUGGGUGCUUGAGGGGGCUGAUGAUGGCGAGUGGCUGCCCUUGAGCAAGGAGACAUUGAAGUCAGUUAGGGUAUUCUUGGCCCAGCUCGUGCUAGCUCUCGCAUUUGCCGCUGGGACAACAGCCUUCAUCUAUUCCAAGCCUUGCAUCAGCAUUAAUGUCAGUCAAGGGAACGCGGAACCGGAAAGCAAAGGCAAAAACCUCGCGCCACCCCAGCCAGCAGGACGCACCACCGUUACGAUCCUCGGAUUUGGCAAUGUGCAUGGAACUCGCUACUUCCUCCUCGUGGUCAAUUUCUGUUUGGGGAUCAUCCUUCUGCAGAAACCCAUGGGUCAGGGUGCCAUGGGUCUUCUGCUUUGGCAAAUUCUCUCACUGCUAGAAAUUUUGGAUACCAAUGGUCUCGUCCUUGGCAAUUCAGCUAUUGGGCCGAUCGUUUUGGCUCUUCUCGGCUCUUUCUAUUACUUCAAGACUGGUCACCAGGCUACACUGAGCAGCAUCCAAUGGGAGACUGCCUUCAUCCCUCUCUCCUCCGUUCAAUAUCCAUGGUCUCCAAUUGUUGUGAUCCUCAAUACCUUCGGCGCACAAAUUCUUACUGCAAUCGCUGUUCCUCUCACCGUUCUCUGGAAACGCCCUCUCCAACUCAGCGACCAAUCCUCUUCGUCUCCGAAGUCCAACAACCCUUCGAUUAGGCUCCUCUCUGAUGUUGUGCGAGCCGAAUGCACCUACAUUCUCUACUUUGCGACUAUUAACCUGGCCACCACCAUGUGGGCUGGCCAUCUUCGCCGGCAUCUCAUGCUGUAUCGGAUCUUCAGCCCUCGUUUCAUGAUGGGAGCCGCCGUGCUAGGAGUCGUGGACAUUGUUCUCAUCGUUUUCUCCGUGGCUGGUGUGCGGUGGAGCACCUUGAGUGUAGGAGAGAUCUUUGGGUGGUAGUGAUCUCUUCUAGUUGAUGGCGGAUAUUAAUUCUCAGCCAUCCUGGCUUUCCUUUGUUUACUGCCAGAUGAUACCCGAAACGUGAGUCCCCUUGCCUAGCGUUCCGGCCUGAGGAAAUCUGUAAUUUAUGGUAUCCCCGUAUACCGUUCUUUUUUCAACUUUGGGGAUGCUUGGAUUGGUGAGGAAACUAGGCCGGAAACAUUCUACACCCUUCCUUAUAUUUUCUUUUAGCUUGCAUAUAUUUAUAUUCCUCGAAUAAUACAUAACUUUGAUC
Molecule: messenger RNA, 3944 nt
Organism: Aspergillus neoniger CBS 115656
Lineage: Eukaryota; Fungi; Ascomycota; Eurotiomycetes; Eurotiales; Aspergillaceae
Product: mannose-ethanolamine phosphotransferase GPI13
Exons: 2
Coding region: 461-3670 (1069 amino acids)
Biological process (GO): GPI anchor biosynthetic process
Cellular component (GO): endoplasmic reticulum membrane
Molecular function (GO): mannose-ethanolamine phosphotransferase activity
Source: RefSeq, a predicted model, not a curated record